AUGGCUACAGUCUGUGCAAGACCAGCGCUAGUGGGCCCACGAGCAUCAGGUUCGCAGCAGAACAUCAACACCUCGUCCCGAGGGAAGCCAUCCGCUGUCCCAAACAAGCAUCUCCCCGAUACAUGUUCUCCUGGUCCCACACCAACCAAGCUGCAACAGCAGCAGCUCCAAACCCCGCCAGAAUCACCCGACGCGCCUGACAAUAGCCAAAUCAUCGAUCUGCCAUCUCUGCUGGUCGAAGCCGACAAAUAUCCCAGAAUCAGCGAGAACCCACCUGUCUAUGCAUUGACCGCUAAAGAGCUCCAUGAAGCAUUGGAACACACUGCUACGCGCCCCUUGCCAGACACUAAGACUGUCUUCCCCUGGCUCCAUGGCCUGCACCCCGACAACAACAUUCAAUUGACCUACUUCUCGGCGCGUAACAAGAAGCAUUAUAGACGGGCUCCUCGCACUCUGCGCGGCAUAACUGUAGUCAAGGCAGGAGGAGAUCUUAGUCACUCCAAGAUCAGGGGUGCCAUUGCGCCCGAUGAGCUAUUGCUUGCUACCAAGACCGGCGAGCAAAUCUCAACCUUCCUUGAAGUCGAUCCUAGAGAUGGCUUUUCAAUCCGUAACUUCCAGAUUCAAGCAGCCAAAAUGGCCACUAUGAGCGACAUCGUCAUCUACGCCGAUGACAAGACAUCCAAGUCGGCGCUCAACAAAUUGGCGUCCCUGAUUGCUAGAGCCCAGAAAGUCUGGAGAGAGAAGGAUAGAGACAAUGACGCCGAAGUCCCACAAUUCCACACAUAUGUGGUGAAUGGUAACUUGAACCAAGUUCAGAGCGACGAACCACUUCUAACCCUUUCCNNAGAUUCGUUCUCAAAGUUACAAUCCGAGCAUCCUGAAAUCGUGGCUAUCGAUGACAAGGGCAACAUGACCGGCGCAAUCAUGGACUUCUUCUACUCGGAGAGAUACGAGAUGCACACUAUGUCUUCGGCGACUGAGAUAGCGAACAAUGUAUGGCUCGGCCCUACGCCAGACCCUUCUUUGACAGUGCCUUCCGAUCCAGAUGCUGCACUGCCGUCCGCAGCACAAGCUUAUGAUCUCUUUGUGGAAGCGACUGAUCCAGCUCAACUUCCGGACAAGAAAGCCUUCCAGCUGAUGGAAAGCCUUCUAUCAAACCCGAAAGUCUCCAACAAUGCGAUUCCUCAACUGGAGUUUCCAGGCUCUGGCUCGAUCAUGCCUCCGACGUGGUCUCAGUCCGAGGUAGACGCUUUGAUGGACACAGUAGCGUGGCUAUACCAGCAAGCGAACCCGGAUUACGAAGAGCCGAUCCAACGCAAGGACAGUCAGCAAAUGACUCCACCCAAAUACCGGGAUGUAGAUGGUGAUAUUGGCAUGAUUGAUCUCGACCUUGGUGCCGGUCGCGAAGGCAGGAAAGUCCUUAUCCAUUGCACAGAUGGGUAUACUGAGACGUCUUUGCUGGCACUCGCCUACUACAUGUACGCCAACUGUGCGACGGUAGACAGGGCUUACGUGGAACUCCACACCAAGCAUCAACGUAACCUCUUCUCGUACCCCACUGAUGUCGCUCUUCUGAGUUCGAUCCAGCCUAGGAUUCUGCAGGCAUCUCCCAACUCGACCAAUUCGAUGGCAGCGCUGUGCCAGCCUACCCCUCGAUGGCUCGGCAAAAUGGACGGCUCUCUUCCUUCCAGAAUCAUGAAUUACAUGUAUCUGGGAAACCUUGGCCACGCCAAUAACCCAGACUUGUUGCGUGAACUCAACAUUGGACAGAUCCUUAGUGUUGGCGAGACGAUCAGCUGGACCAGUGACGAGACCAAGAGAUGGAAGGAUGACGCUCGCACGAAAGACAGCAUUCUCUAUGUCGAUGGUGUUCAGGACAAUGGUGUGGAUCCGCUUACAUCGUCCNNCUUCUCCAGAUGCUUAGAGUUUAUNCAGAAAGGGAAGAGAGGCUGGUGUUGCCACUCUUGUCCACUGCAGAAUCCAGANUACGAACUGUUGAAGUGGGAGGAAUACCAGUGUUCCAAGCGCGGUAAACCAGUCCGCAGAGAACUCGAAUGGGGCACGAUCGCCCGCGAAAUUGCAGCCAUGAACCGACCAUACUCGCGGCAGUAG
Messenger RNA from Aureobasidium musti, 2112 nucleotides. The record is from the annotation of a GenBank genome assembly. Lineage: Eukaryota; Fungi; Ascomycota; Dothideomycetes; Dothideales; Saccotheciaceae.